CCAUUCCCCCAUCAAACGAAAACACAUUGGUGAUUCUUUGUUUUGUCGAUGUGUUGUGUGUGGUUCAACUUCGAUUGUGCACAAUGUGCUUAAAAGUGUCGAGAAACGUUUAGCGUAAUUUAUAAUGAUAUUACUGGAAUAACUAAACGACGAAAACCUCGGCGAUUAGCCAAGAUACUGCUGAGCCAAACUAGUAGGUUUAAGUUAGGUGUAAUAAGCCAAACUAGCUAAACUGGUCUUCAAAAAAAUGGGUCCUGAUCAAUUUCACGAAACUCGCUCUUUUUCUGCCAGUGAUUUGUCAAUCAAGUCAUCCUCAGAUCAUUGCCACAAAAGAAAUUCCUGUACUGACAUGCUGGAAAGAACAUCUAAUCUGAAAAAUGCCAUUGUUAAAGACUCUGUGCCUUAUCAAGAUUCAGGGAUUUUAAAGAGGUUUGCACCUGGGCAAUCAUCCGGAUACUAUUCACGUCGCUUUCACCCACGCCAAUAUCAUAGUUUGCCACAUCAUUAUAAAUUGCCAAUCUUGAAUGGACAGUUUCUAAAAGAAAAAGUCAGAGAGAAUGAUGGAAUUCAAUCUGGGUAUUCUACAAAAUUAUCCCUGGUUGUUGAUUGGUUUAAGGGAUUCAAUUCUGAUCAAAAAAAUAAAAUGCUUAUGUUACUAUUCAAUGAGUGUGAACAGCCACAAAACCACUUACUUUCAACACUGCUACAAGACAAGCUUCACAUGAGCUGCCCUCCAAACUGCCAGGAUUUUUUACUCUGGCUUCCUUCUGUGUUGGCAUACAAAAUUCUUUCAUAUCUUGAUCCUGUAUCACUUGCAAAGUGCUCCCAAGUUUGCAAAUACUGGGACAGUCUUUCAAAUUCUCAGUUCCUGUGGCAAAAUUUGAUGAUGCAGCCAACUUGGAAACUUAGCCAGAGUGGACACUUUCAGCAUCUACGACAAAUUAAGCUCAGUUCUGAAGGAGGCAAAAAAUUGUCUUGGAAGAAGAUUUUUGCCGAUCGAUACCGUCUACAUCGGAAUUGGCUUAGAGGGCAGUGCCACGUCCGGACGUUUGAGGGACAUACUCAAGGAGUGUCGUGUGUACAAUUUGAUGAAACACGUAUUGUUUCGGGAUCUCACGAUAAGACUAUUAAAGUAUGGAAUAUUCGCACAAAUAGUCCAUGGUCCGUAAUGACUUUAGUUGGCCACUCCGGCACGGUGAGAUGUCUGCAUUUAAUGGGAAAUAGGUUAGUUAGUGGUUCUACGGAUCAAACGCUAAAAGUUUGGGAUCUCUCUGUGCAAGAUGAAUGGUCUAGUAUCGCCUGUAAAGUUACAAUGGUGGGACAUACGGACACCGUCAGAUGUGUUCAGAUGGACACCGAAAAAGUGGUUAGUGGCUCCUAUGACAACACACUCAAAAUCUGGAGCUUAAAAUCUGGUGAAUGCUCUCAUACAUUGAGAGGUCAUAUUGCUCAUGUGCUUUGUUUGCAGUUUCACUGCAAUACCCUAGUGAGUGGUUCUGCUGAUAAAACUAUAAAGGUUUGGAGUUUAGAGGAAUUUCGCUGCAAUGCAACUCUGUAUGGGCAUCAAGAUGCAGUAACUUGUAUAUCGUUCGAUGAACAGCGCAUAAUAUCGGGAUCCCUCGACAACAAUAUUAAAAUAUGGAAUCUAAAAUCAGGCGUUUGCUUAUCGACAUUGGACUGGAAAAACUCGGAAGGACAUACCGGUGUUAUUCGCUGCCUUCAAGCCAAUGAGAGAAGAAUGGUAUCCGCCUCCGACGAUCGAACUUUGAAAGUAUGGCAACUUGAAACUAAUACCGGGCAGCGGUUAUUGACUUUGCGAAAUCACACUGACGGAGUUACUUGUUUACAAUUUAACGACUUUAUCAUUGUUUCUGGAUCAUAUGACCGAACGGUUAAAUUGUGGGAUUUUAGCGUGUGUUGAAAAAACAAAAAAAAAAAAAGAAAAAUUUUUAUUGUAUUUACGGAUAAACUUAUCGCAACAAACAUUUGAUAGUCUGGCAAAAGGUAUGUCACAAUUCACAAAGCAUGCAAAUCAGUUUUGAACAGUUCGAUAUGUCUUAGAUUAAAUGUUCAUAACGUAAGUUUCUAAAAAUCCUGAUAAAGAACUUUGAAUCUGAAACCAGCACGUAUGAGAUACAGUUUCAUUAAUGGUUUCCUUA
This is a messenger RNA of Daphnia magna, 2159 nucleotides long. RefSeq names its product F-box/WD repeat-containing protein sel-10. Gene Ontology annotation, molecular function: ubiquitin binding. The record is from RefSeq and is a predicted model, not a curated record. Bases 248 to 1921 code for a protein of 557 amino acids. Gene Ontology annotation, biological process: proteasome-mediated ubiquitin-dependent protein catabolic process; ubiquitin recycling. The transcript has 6 exons. Gene Ontology annotation, cellular component: cytoplasm; nucleus. Lineage: Eukaryota; Metazoa; Arthropoda; Branchiopoda; Diplostraca; Daphniidae.